GAGGAAAGCCACCACUGCUCAUCGCCAGCUGCUUACUUAGCUGAGCCGGCACAGCCCAAAGUCUUAAACGUCCCCCCACAACUCAAUUCAUGGUGCGAUCUUUCGCGUUUCUACCGCAGUCUUGGCUUUCUCUCCUCGUCGUUGCGCAGCGAGACCAGGCCCGGCGAACGUGCGUCUCAAUUGCUUUGCUUCGCCCUGGCAUGAGCCUUUGUUGAGCUUUCCCCGCUACCCCCAUCGUGCGCACGCGACAAUCAGUCGUCAUGGCGGGCAGUCGCACGUUGGCGAGGUCCUUGGUUGCCCAAGUGACGCCUCUCCCACCCUCACGAUGUGUCCAGCCAACAGUCUCGCACUUUCAGCUCGUCCGCCAGCGGCUCGAGGCCCAGUCUCGCCAGUACAGCAAAGCGGCCAGGUCGUCCCCGACAGCUUCUCCUCCACGACGGCCCCUGCCAACGGUUAGCCCAUCGUCGCCCGUUUCCGUUGGUAUCAGGCGCUUUCUGUCUGGCAAACCUCUUCCUCAACGACGAUCGCCUUUUCUCAACUUCGCAUAUCGAUCUGCUGCCAUCAUUGGCACCGGUGUUGGCUUCGUCGGGUUGCUCGUGACGUCCUUCUUCAUCUACGACGCUACGACCUAUAGGGAAGCCACUGUCAUUGGUGAUUGUGCCGUCUCCAAGGCUGCCCUCGAACCCCCGCGCGGCGGCCCCAAGAACCUGCCCAUCAUUCAAGCUUUCCUGGACGACGAGGAAAGCGAGGAGCACAAGUUGCGCAAGGAGAAGCCAAGGCUCGUAGUCCUCGGCGGUGGCUGGGGAGGCGUGGCCCUCUUGAAGCAGCUUAACCCGGACGACUACCAUGUCACUGUCAUCAGCCCAAAGAACUACUUCCUAUUCACGCCCAUGCUUCCCUCUGCGACUGUUGGCACUCUCGAGAUGCGCAGUCUGGUCGAGCCUAUUAGACGAAUUCUGCACGGUGUUGGCGGUCACUAUCUUCGCGCGUCUGCCGAGGAUGUCGACUUCUCCCACAAGCUCGUCGAGGUCUCGCAGACAGAUGCUUACGGCAAGGAGGUCCGCUUCUAUGUUCCCUAUGAUAAACUGGUCAUUGCGGUCGGUUCCGUGACGAAUCCGCAUGGUGUCAAGGGUCUAGAGAAUUGCCACUUCCUCAAGGAUAUCGAAGAUGCCCGCAAGAUACGCAACCAGAUCAUGAGGAACCUCGAGCUCGCCAACUUGCCAACGACUUCUGACCAGGAGCGCCGACGUUUGCUGUCCUUCGUCGUCAGUGGCGGUGGGCCAACAGGUGUCGAGUUUGCGGCAGAAAUCUUUGACUUGCUCAACGAGGAUCUAACUCGGAGAUUCCCACGUGUGCUUCGCAACGAGAUAUCUGUUCACCUUAUCCAGAGCCGCGGCCACAUCCUCAACACCUACGACGAAGCAGUCUCGAAAUAUGCAGAGGAACGUUUCGCACGCGACCAGGUCGAGGUGCUCACGAACUCGCGUGUCAAGGAGGUGCAGGCGGACAAGAUCAUUUUCACUCAGAAACUGGAGAACGGUACACUCGUCGAUAAAGAACUGCCUAUGGGCUUCUGCUUGUGGUCUACCGGUGUCUCCCAGGCUGAGAUCUGCCGCAGGAUCGCAGAGAAGCUUGGCCCAUCCCAGAAUAACAGACACGCACUCGAGACCGACACACACUUACGCCUGAACGGCACGCCUUUGGGGGAUGUGUACGCCAUUGGAGACUGCUCUACUGUUCAGAACAACGUCGCCGAGAACAUCAUGUCAUUCCUGCGCGGUCUCGCUUUCAAGCACGGCAAGGAUCCCGAGACGCUCGAGCUGCAUUUCUCCGACUGGCGCAAUGUAGCCGCUGAUGUGAAGAAGCGGUUCCCGCAGUCCGUAGCCCACUUGAAGCGCCUCGACAAGCUCUUCCAGCAAUACGACAAGAACCAGUCCGGCACGCUCGACUUUGGCGAGCUCAGAGAGCUGCUCACGCAGAUUGACAGCAAGCUCACAUCACUGCCAGCCACCGCGCAACGCGCCAACCAACAGGGAAUCUACCUGGCCAAGAAGUUCAACGCCAUGGCUCACGCGGCCCCAGGCCUGCACACGAACGACAUCCGCGACGGCGACCUGGACGCGGCCGUUUACAAGGCGUUCGAGUACCACCACCUUGGUAGCCUGGCGUACGUCGGCAACUCUGCCGUGUUCGACCUCGGCAAUGGCUGGAACCUGAUGGGCGGUCUCUGGGCCGUGUACGCGUGGCGUGGCGCAUACUUUGCGCAGAGCGUCAGUCUGCGGACGCGGGUGCUGAUGGCUAUGGACUGGACCAAGAGAGGGCUCUUUGGUCGAGAUCUGAUGAGCUUCUAACAAGCGGAGUAUGAAAACUAGAGCGUGAUUGUAAAAUAGAAACUGCAAGAUAUCUCGAGUCUGCUGAGCAGACGGUUGCAAGCCAUGGACUGUACAUAAUUUUGGAGACAGAUGUAGAGGUGGCACGCAUUCUUCCAAUCUAGAUACUGAGUAAAGUUAAUCACAUAUUCAUGAGAAGGCGGCUUUCAAUGUGUCCAAAAGUGAAGUCUGCAGAAGCCGACAUCGGCCACGUGCAGUUGAC
Molecule: messenger RNA, 2592 nt
Organism: Microdochium trichocladiopsis
Lineage: Eukaryota; Fungi; Ascomycota; Sordariomycetes; Xylariales; Microdochiaceae
Exons: 2
Coding region: 261-2351 (696 amino acids)
Molecular function (GO): calcium ion binding; NADH dehydrogenase activity
Source: RefSeq, a predicted model, not a curated record